Molecule: messenger RNA, 2815 nt
Organism: Diuraphis noxia (Russian wheat aphid)
Lineage: Eukaryota; Metazoa; Arthropoda; Insecta; Hemiptera; Aphididae
Product: cytokine receptor-like
Molecular function (GO): protein binding
Source: RefSeq, a predicted model, not a curated record
CCUUCCUUUGCUCGUGGAGUAGCGCAAAACUAUCAGGAUUAUUGAAAUUUAUUGAUAAUUACAAAUAGUAAUUGAUCGAAAAUGGUGGUUGCUGCUAUAAAUAUGAUUCGACAACAUUUUGCAACAAUAAACCGACGCAGUCGGUCAUCACAUACAGUACUAUGGCUUAUGUUAUUAAUAACAUUGCUAGUUGAUUUCGCCUGUUCUUCAGCUUUAUGUGACUCCGGUCUAAAAUCAAUAGGAGGAACGGUACCAACUGGAAACAUCGUGAUAGAGUAUGGCAGUGGAGUUCCUUUAGAAAUCACGUGCAUUUUGCAAUCUGAUAAAAUAAUAGUGCACAACUUGUUUGGUCAUCGAACGGACAGUAGUAAUAUAACUAAAUUUCCAAGCCACAGGAUCAUGUUUUAUAAAAACGCUGAAAUUGUACCCAAACAAUAUGUGACCAUCGUCAACGCAACGGCGGCUCAACUUCACAUUCCAAAUCCCCCAGUUGGCCAAGAUACCUAUUAUUGUACAUUAUUACUUGAUUAUGAACGGUAUCAAAACGAAAGUUAUGGUUAUCCCAGCGAUGAUCACUCAUAUAAUAUGUCAUCUAAUGGUUCCUCUACGUUACCCACUGUACAAUAUGUAACUGCUGACUCGGACACAAAUGGAUCUCAUCCACUGGGAUCACACGUUGUCGUGUGUUUUAAUAGAGUCUAUGUUGGAUAUAAACCAGCCAUUGUAAGACAUUUUGCAUGUAUCUCUAACAAUUGGGUCAGUUUGAGGUGCAAUUGGAACACAUCAGAGAACCCAAUAAAAACUACUUAUACGUUAUUAUUCAGAUUACCUGAUCGUGCUGGUGGCAGAAUAUUCAUAAAUUGUCCAACGGAUUCAGAUAUCAAAGAAAAUACUUGCUAUUGGGAUUUCAAUACCACGCCCAUGUAUAGACAACUGUAUGAGUUUUACGAUUUCAGAUUAAAUGGCCAAAAUGUUUUAGGAAAUUCAUCUACAUUUUUUAACUUUCAUCAUUAUGCCCACAUUAUUCCCGCUAGCCCUAAAAAUAUAACCGUGAUUGAUAUAACAGAAUCGAGUGCUAUGUUGAGGUGGUCUGUGGGGACUAUGACAAACUUUUCACGGGGACUUAUUCAUAAGAUCGAAUACAAGUCACAAUGGGAUUCCAAUCCUAAACGUUGGCACACUAUAAAUACAAGUGACGUGCAGUGUGUGUCAUUGCCGUCCAAUCAAACAAAUUCAUUUAUGUAUUCUAUGAAUUGCCAAGAACGUGAUAAUAAUUAUUAUUAUAUAAAUGUUACUAAUCUAAUAUAUCCGUUUGCACAUUACGAUUUUCGUAUAUACGUACGUUCUUCGGUUGCUCGAGGGGAGGAUAAAUGGUCACCUCCUGGUUACAUAAAUCUGAAAACCAAACCUUCUAUACCAUCAAAGCCGCCACGAACUGAUAUUGGGAGCUUUGAGAGUCUUACGUUACGAAUCGAUAAAUCCAAAAGAAACGUGAUCAUUUAUUGGCAAAAAAUUGAUGAUAGCGAAAAAUGUGGAGAUUCAUUUGAGUAUCGUGCUUACUAUACGUCAACAACAGAACAAAACAAGACCACCAUUCACUAUAGCGAUGAAAUAUAUGAAAAUUAUGCUAAGUUUAAUGAACUUAGUACUUCGAUUAGUUACAACUUUACAGUGUAUUCAUCCAAUAAAGAAGGUUUGUCUAUAGAGUAUUCGACAAUAUACGUACCUAGUGAAUCACAAAGACUUGAAAAACCAUUAUUACUGACAAAAAUUGUAUUUGAUCAAAGAGGUGUUUUUGAACUAUCCUGGAAAAAUGUUGGUACUACGAAAUUGUCCACUGCCGAUGAAUUGAAUUACUAUACAUUAUUCUGGUGUGAAAAUGUUAAUCGUCAUCCGUAUCAGUGUAAUGGUUAUAUGAACUGGACGCAUGUUCCUAGUUCAGAAUUUCGCUCUAAUGUCACUAUAUUUAAUUAUAAAGAUAACAACUUUUAUCAAUUUGCAAUAAGUUCUAAUAGACGACGUUUACUAAGUAAUGGGACCAAUAAUUAUAAUAAAAUCUAUUGGAACAGUAGUGGAAUGGUUGAAAUGGUGUGGGAAUCUUGUACAAUACAAAAUAAUUUAAGUGCAAGAAAAGUUGAGAACGUUUGGGUUGAUUUGAUCAGCUCAACGUUUAUUGGGUUAAGAUGGAAUAUUGACUGUACCGACAGAAUAGGUUCAGUUGGCGAAUAUCAAAUAUUUUAUUGUGCUGUUGUUUCCACAAACAAUUACAUUUGCAAUGGAUCCAUGUUGUCAAAAACAAUGAGCAGAGAAGCUGCACAAAAAGACGGAGGUUUUAUAUUAUUAACGAACCUUGAGCCUUAUACUACGUACAUUGUUUCCAUAACAAUAAGUACAAAUUAUGGGAAAGGUAUACAUAGUGAUCCUUUAACCAUUACCACAUUAGGCUUAGGAGGAGAUUGGUAUUUAAAACAAGAAUAUCCCACAUAUAUAAAACAAAUAAUUAAACAUAAUUUUUAUUCCUAAUGCAUGAAUUGUGUAUAUUUCUUUCACAAUACAAAAUAUAAUGUUAUUUUAUAAUAUUUUUGAUCAUAAAACUAUUUGUAUAUCUAUACAGAUUGAUUCUAAUUAAUAAGAAUUAGAAUUUAAAUUACUCCUCUUAGUCCCAAGAUAUUUAGAGAUUUAGUACUUCAUCCAUGCACUAUUCUGUGAAAAAGUAUUGAAGACAUUGUAUAUCUUGUGUAAUUUAAUGAAGUAUGUACUCAUAACGGCACUCUUAUAGUUAACACUCUCUUUAUAUUACUUAGAAUUUAAGUUA